CUGCAGUCUGUAAUCAUCGCUAUACAGAAACAGGCACUCAUACAGCGAAUGGAGGGCUUAAAGACGGAAUAGUAAAUCAGUUGCUGGUGGUUACCUCACGAGAAACAGGCCAUUCACACUGAAAGGACAUGCACACUGUCGUUUUUGCUUGGUGACGUAGCCGCGUCGAUGUUUCCGAGGAGAGGUGGCAGUGGUUCCCAGGGGUCGGACAGGUUUGAGUAUCUGCAGGCCCUCGUCACGGAGUUCCAGGACACUGACUGCCAAGAGGCGAAGGAGCAGGUGCUGGCGAAUCUGGCGAACUUCUCGUACGACCCGGCCAACUAUGAGCACCUGCGACGGCUGCAGGUCCCAGACCUCUUCCUUGACAUGCUGACUGAGGACCAGGAGAGCCUGGUGGAGUACGGCAUGGGGGGACUGUGCAACCUGUGCCUGGACAAAGUGAACAAGGCCUACAUCCUCCAGAACCGAGGGGUAGAGUUGGUGACUGGCUGCCUGUCGAGCCCUCGUGAGGAGACAGUCCUGUCUGCCAUCACUGCACUCAUGUACCUGGUCACACCCGCUGCCCGCUCCCAGAUCACAGCACCCCCGGUGGUGGAGUGUAUGCUGCGCUUCUCCCUCUCCGAAAACAAGCGUCUCAGCAACCUGGCUGAAGUCUUCCUGCAGGAUUACUGCAGCCCUGAGCAGCUGGAGAGAGCCCGGAGCCUGCAGGAGCACAGUGCACUGGGGAUCCCUCUGCCCAGUGACUAGAGCAGAGAGACAGAGACACGGGGACCCCAGUUCUGCAAGCUUAGAGGACUGGUUAGUAAAGGGGUUGUGUCGGGUAACAAACAAAAUCUGCCUUGGAGUGUAAGACUUUACUGCCAGUCUCCCCAUUGCAGUGCAGACUUUACUGCCAGUCUCCUGAUUGCAGUGGAAGGAUCAGAGACACAUUUUCCUGCUUGCAGCAGUAUAACCAGGAUGUUGAGUAAAGGUCUAUAGUUGGUUUGUGUACUCAAGGUAUUGUUUUCAUGAGCCAUGUUACCUGACUGUACAAACUGGCCUUUGUAAGUACGAUAAUCUUACCUGUCAUGUCAAUUUAAAUGAUCAAUAAAAUGUUCUGUUUUUUGCG
Polyodon spathula (Mississippi paddlefish) is the source of this 1108-nucleotide messenger RNA. It is a transcript of the gene armc7, whose product is annotated as armadillo repeat containing 7. The record is from RefSeq and is a predicted model, not a curated record. The coding region runs from base 169 to 747 and encodes 192 amino acids. The transcript has 4 exons. Lineage: Eukaryota; Metazoa; Chordata; Actinopteri; Acipenseriformes; Polyodontidae.